CUUUCAUCUUUCAUUUUUAAAUAAUUACUUGUUGAAUUGUAUUGUGCCGUGGAAACUAUCAACUAAUUUAUAUAAUAGUUUGUUUUAUUUUUAUUUUUUUAUUUUUGAAAAAUAGUUCGAAUUAGGAAUAAUGGCCCGUGUUUUGGUUGGCGUUAAACGUGUUAUUGACUAUGCCGUAAAGGUUCGAGUUAAGCCCGACAAGACUGGUGUUGUCACAGAUGGUGUCAAGCAUUCAAUGAAUCCUUUCGAUGAAAUCGCUAUAGAGGAAGCAGUAAAAAUGAAAGAGAAAAAACUGGCUUCUGAAGUGAUUGCUGUUUCUGUUGGUCCCACGCAAUCUCAGGAAAUUAUACGUACCGCCUUAGCCAUGGGUGCUGAUCGUGGCAUUCAUGUCGAAGUAUCAGGCAAAGAGUAUGAUUUACUGCAACCUAUUCAUGUGUCUAAAAUUUUAUCUAAGCUGGCAUUAGAUGAGAAAGCUGAUUUGGUUAUUUUAGGGAAACAAGCCAUCGAUGACGAUAGCAAUCAAACUGCCCAAAUGACUGCUGCUAUGCUUGACUGGCCCCAAGGAACGUUUUGUAAUAAAGUUGAAAAAAGCGAUGCUGGUCUUACUAUAGUCCGUGAAAUCGACGGGGGUCUUGAGACGAUCAAAACUAAGUUGCCCGCCGUGCUUAGCGCUGACUUACGUUUGAACACGCCACGUUAUGCUACUUUACCAAACAUUAUGAAGGCUAAGAAAAAACCUUUAAAGAAAAUUGCACCUAAAGACCUGGGUGUUGAUACUGCUGCUCGAAUUGAGAUUAUAUCUGUCGUUGAUCCACCAGUUCGUCAAGCCGGUGCAGUUGUGCCAGAUGUUGACGCCUUGAUUGCUAAACUUAAGGAAGGUGGUCAUAUCUGAGGUGGUAGACACAGUGUGAUAUGUGCAUUUAUUAGUAAAAAGCAAAAAAAAAAAAAAAAAAAAAAAAAACCGAUCUGUUUCUCUCUUUAAUUCUUAAGUUUAAAAUGUUAUGUUUAUAUCCAUCUCAUGAAGGUCCAACAUGAAUUUCCCAUUGUAUAUUUUUAUAAACAAUUUGAUUUAUUAGUUUAUUAUUGAACGGACAUGAGAAAUUAUGAAGAAAUAUUAUUGCAGUAA
This is a messenger RNA of Glossina fuscipes, 1126 nucleotides long. RefSeq names its product electron transfer flavoprotein subunit beta (gene Etfb). The transcript is spliced from 2 exons. NCBI's taxonomy places the organism in Eukaryota, Metazoa, Arthropoda, Insecta, Diptera, Glossinidae. The coding region runs from base 131 to 892 and encodes 253 amino acids. Gene Ontology annotation, cellular component: cytosol. Gene Ontology annotation, molecular function: electron transfer activity. The record is from RefSeq and is a predicted model, not a curated record.